Molecule: messenger RNA, 1365 nt
Organism: Loa loa (African eye worm)
Lineage: Eukaryota; Metazoa; Nematoda; Chromadorea; Rhabditida; Onchocercidae
Exons: 11
Coding region: 1-1365 (454 amino acids)
Biological process (GO): transport; magnesium ion homeostasis
Cellular component (GO): plasma membrane
Molecular function (GO): transmembrane transporter activity
Source: RefSeq, a predicted model, not a curated record
AUGAGUGAUGGUAGAUUACCAUUCCUUUCAUUAACGCUUAUGACAUGUAUCAUUACCGUUAUUUUCGGCGAAUUAUUUCCGCUGGCAAUAUGUAAUCGGAGAGGCUUGCAAAUUGCUAGUAAGACACGUUAUAUCACCUGGUUUGCAAUGAUUGUUUUGUCACCUGUUGCCUGGCCAAUUUCAAAAAUUUUGGAUGUAGUCCUUGGAUCUCAAGGAUGUGAGGGGUACGAUAGAAGUAAAAUAGAAUUUUUAAUUCUGGAAGCGGCAAGAACAAGUUCUGCAGUUUUUUCUGAGAUUUUAAAAAAUGCCAUCAAUCUACCAAGAAUUCGAGUUGGUAAUGUAAUGACGCAAAUUGACGAAGCAUUUCUUUUAUCAACAACAGAUGCUCUUGAUAAUAAGCUGAUUCUUUCGAUCGUAGAAAAAGGCUAUAGCCGUAUACCUGUUUAUGAAGGUUCAAAGAGAAGUAAAGUCAUUGCAGUACUAAAUGUCAAGGAUCUCAUUACUACUGAUUUCAAUAAAAGCAUUGUAGUCAUAGAUAUAUUGAAAAAAUUGAAUUACUUGAAACAGGUCCGUUUCGUAUGCGAAGAGAUGCAAGUAAAACCAUUACUGAACGAAAUGGAAGGGCAAAAUUUUGCAUCCGAACCAAAAGGUUAUAUAUCACACCUAGCAAUGGUGGUAAAAUAUGACAGUAAAAGUUACAGCCUUGUUGGUCUGAUAACGCUCGACGACAUCAUUGAAGAAAUAUUUGGAGAAAUGAAAGAACUAUCGUUCAAUAUUCUCACAAUGCGUCGACUUUUCAAUUUAUGUCAAAUUCAUAGUUCAUUCGGCAGGGUGAAAAAAUUUACCGUUUAUAAACAAGGAUAUCCAUCCAGGUCAGUAGCGGUGAUUUUAAAAGGUGAGGCAUUUUAUGAGGACACGAAAGGUGUUCGCAUGGCUGUCACUCCGCUUGAACUGGGUGUCGAGCUUGUCGAGCAAAUUUAUUCGCUAUGUCUCGAUAAGGGUACUUCUGUGGAUCUAAGUAAUUUGUAUUUCACGCCAUUGAGAACAGUUUACGUGGAACCACCAUUCCAUUAUAUUAAGAUAACAGUGCGAGCGAUACUGGCGGCAAUGCAAAUAACAGAAGUGAAUGAAUAUCGUCGUGAAGUAAGCGAAGCGAGGAAUGUGAAGAAGGUGAUAAACAAUCCACAGCUCAGUGAUUUGUCGUCUGUUGGACAUAAAUCAACUCCCAUCAGGAAUAAGCGAAAAACUGAUUCGACGCAAAGUAUGAGCGCAUCCAGCACUGAAGAUACGGCAAAGUGCAAGUCUCAUGGAUCAUCAAUCUAUCUGUCCACAACCGGAUCAUUCACGCCACAGAAAAUCACGUGA